AUGUGCCUAAUCGAGUCUGACGUCAUCGAGCACAUCAUUCUCACCUUCAAACGAGCCACUGGCUGUCCUGACAUCCUCCGACAUGCUGCUCUUGGAAUGGCCAACCUCGCUCUCUACUCCUGUUUCGAAGGAAAAAAGAAGAUUAUCCAGAAGAAAGUUCCAGACUGGUUAUUCUUUCUGGCUAGUCAGGCAGACGAUGUAACCCGCUACUAUGCUUGUCUGGCGACCUGUACGCUGGCAAGUGUCAAAGAAUUCGAACCAGCUGUUAUCAAAACUGGAACUCUGAAGUUAGUCGAGCCAUUCCUUCAGUCUCAUGAUCCCGCUACAUUUGCCCUGGAGCAUGGGAAAUACUCUCAGGGAAGACCAAAGGAUUGGUUGGAGAGACUAUUGCCAAUGCUGAAAUCGAGUCGUCGGGAAGCCAGAAGCAUCGCCGCAUUCCAUUUCACUUUUGAGGCAAAAAUCAAAAAGGAGCAGCAUAAAUUGGACGUUUUUGAGGUGGUCAUUUCAAGCAGUUUCGAAAUUUAG
Molecule: messenger RNA, 525 nt
Organism: Caenorhabditis briggsae
Lineage: Eukaryota; Metazoa; Nematoda; Chromadorea; Rhabditida; Rhabditidae
Exons: 4
Coding region: 1-525 (174 amino acids)
Biological process (GO): response to axon injury; negative regulation of MyD88-independent toll-like receptor signaling pathway
Cellular component (GO): dendrite
Molecular function (GO): NAD+ nucleosidase activity; signaling adaptor activity
Source: RefSeq, a predicted model, not a curated record